UCCUCAGAGAGUGGGAUGCCAUGCUUUCAAACGCUGUGGCUGUGUCAUUCUCACCUGUGUGAGCCAGAGAGGAGAGCCUUCUUCAAUGUAAAUGAGCGUGCUGAUUUCUUGCGAUGGAUUACUUCAGUACUGUCAGAGUUUGGAGAUUUGGCAGUCGAGGAGAAUGAAUCUGUGCUCACAGGUUUGAAGUGACGUUCAUGAGAGAUGCAGAGAGCGACUGCAGGCUUCUUCUAUGAUGAUACCCAUGAACCUCAGCCUCCAGCAUCCUCCAUCACCUCCAAUCUGACUGGGGCCACACCAGCUAAGAGAAUCACCUUUUACAAGAGCGGUGACGCCCGGUUCAAAGGCGUCAAGAUGGCCAUCCACAAACGCAGCUUCAAAUGCUUUGAUGCAUUAUUGGAUGACCUUUCCCAAAAGGUCCCUCUGCCUUUUGGAGUGCGGACCAUCACGACACCCCGGGGCACCCACAGCAUUAAACAUUUAGAGCAGUUAGAGGACGGUGGCUGUUACCUGUGCUCCGACCGCCGCCACGUGAAGCCCAUCAACAUUGAAGCCAUGGGGCAGAGGCCGACAGUCUGGCACCAUCACAACGUUCGCAGGAAACCCUCUCGACCCGAGGACGCCCCCUAUGGACACCAGAACCACCAUCGACAUCCAAAAAGGAUCAUACUGGUGAAGAACAACGACUCUGCUGUGAGACGCUCCAUCCUUCUGAGCAGAAGAACCGCUCGCAGUCUACGUGUCUUCAUGGAGGAGGUUUCAGAACUCAUGCAAUGUCACGUGAAGAAACUUUACACUCUGGAGGGACGCAAGAUUGACAGUAUUCAGAGUCUAAUGCAGUGUCCCAGUGUUUUGGUGUGUGUGGGUCGAGAACCAUUCAGACCUCUGCUCAUGGAUAACUCAAAGAAGCUCUCAGAUGAAAGGCUCCCGGGAAUGGGAACAAGAUCUCGGUCCAGCGUCUGCAGUGAAGGCCAUGAAAGCAAAAAGAAUGUUAACUUUGGCCUGGAAACAAAGAAAAGCAUCAUCCAUCCAAGAUCAGACUCUAGUACAAGGUCGACAAGAUUCUCUCUUUCGUCAGAGAAGUCGUACCAGAAUGGAUUAUGCACGACACCUGGACAGUCUGCCUGCGUCAGCACUUGUCCCUUUAUUAAAGAAGUAGCGAUGAGCGAUGACAUUCAAAAGAGAGUACUUGUUAACAAAGACGGCAGCCUUUCUGUUGAAAUGAACGUUCGUUUUCGACUUUUCAGCAACGAGACACUCCAAUGGUCGACUGAGAUCAAGAAACUGAACGAUGGCGGCUCUGUGAAAGAAAGAAGUCAGCAUUAUCAUCAAGCGAAAGCUGAGUAUUCAGAGCCAGACUCCAUCUCUCAAUCCGAGACCGAGGAGGCCUUUGCUACAAAGAUGCAUGAGAAGCAUCUUGAGGAAUCGCUUUGUCAAAACUGUUGCAACCACUGCCAAGAAUAUGAUAUUUGGAAAAACCCCAUGCACAAAAGCCCAGGUGGCUGCAAAUCACCAAGUUCAAGUGGAUCUUCUCAAAAAGUUUCAUUCAAAAAGACAUCAGUGGAUAGCACGCAUACGAUUUCUCAUUCCAGUGAGGAAUACACAGAGCACGUGGUGGAGAAAACUGUGGAGGAAGGCGACACGAGAGUGGAGUACUGCGCAAGAAGUCGUUGCUGCAGUCGUAGUGAAAUAUCAGCGAGCAGGAGGUCACGUGAGGACAACUGUGAGAGUAACAAUAAAAGUAAAUGUUUUUGCCCGACAACGCAUUAUAAGAUUACAGAAGACCGGGCCAUCUUCACGGUCAGCAACUCACCCAAAGUGCUUGAGUCUUUAAAGGAUAAUCUGGAUGAUGAUUACGAUGACCUGCCUCCAAGCAUCUCACAAGCUUCAGACUGGUCUCAGAGUGACCAUGUUGAAGGUGAUGCUGGGUCCAAAUGCAUUAAUUGUCGUGCCUGCCGGACCUCACCAAGAUCUCAUUUAUCCCCUAGGCCUCCCAGUAAAGCAUCAAGAUGUGCUUCUCAUUCUUUAAGAUCCAAAAAAUAUAAAACUAGUUUAAUGGCACGAGUAGAGCCAGGCGAGCUGGUGAAUCACAAAGAAAGGACAACGGGUACACCGUCUGCAGUUUUAAACGUCUCCUCCAGAUCCUGUGUUUGUCAUUGUGAAACUAAAACCUUAAGUUCAUUCACAUCUGGUAGGCAGCGACAGGCUGAGGAUAGAUUUGAGGAUGACAACACGCAAGAAAAUGGACCUUUAAGUGCUAUGUCAGUAACUGCAGACCUGCAGAAAAAAUCUGGCGAGGCAAGUGUGUGCUUGUGGUGUAAAGGACUGGGGAAUCCCAAGGAUUCAGAAUCACAGAUGGCUAAGAAAAUUACAAAUGCUCAGGAAAACUGUGAAACUAUUCAUAAUUAUGCAUCAGAUGAGGAAACCACAAGGGAACGUUCUGAGACUACCCUGUCAAAGCGGUCAAAACGGUCAAACUGCAUUGAUCAUGAAAAGUGUCCUGUUGGGAAGUCAGAAGUAGAAACUGCUGAAGAAAUACCCAAGAGUGGCAUGUCGGCAAAAUCACUGGCAUCUGCAGAGUCAACCAAAUCAGAACCAAGCUGCAUGUGUACAGAUCAAGAACCAACACUAGUGUCAAGUCUGUCAGAAAGAGUAGAAGUUGAUGUAAAACCACGAGAGGGAUCAGUCAGCCCAAUGUGUAGAAAUUUGGAUGUAUCAGCUUCAUCGCACCAUACGACGUACCAUAAAUCAAAGGCUGGUUAUUCAGAGCAGGUGAGAACACCCAGUUCGUCUACUUCAAAUGAUUUAGAGGAAGUGCCAUCAAAGUUACUUCAUUCUCAGGGUGAUAAAUCACAAACUACCGCUGCACAAAUAUCUACCAUGUCGGAUAAUCACUGUGGACACAACACGGGUUUAACUGAAGAAGUCGGUGCCAUGUCCAAUAAAUCAAACCCAUCCUCUGAACACCUACACCAUACAUCACAGGAAACAAAGAGCUCUGUCAAAACCUGUUGCAAGUUAAUCAAGACAAAAGCGACUGUGAAGUCUUCUGGGAAACAUUCACACAUGCAAAACAAAGACAACCGUAAUGAUGUUUCUGCCACAAAAUCUAAUGAGAGAGUGCCUGGUGUAAAGUCCUGUAGGUCCCACAAAUCAAGCCGUAACCUUCCAGAAAACACUGUUACCUCAGUACAUGAAAAAAUAGAUGAAAUUGUGUCAAAGAGAGCCAACUCUAAAAAAGCAAUGUCUCAGACUUCUGUGAUUUCAGGAAAGUCUAAUGCCUGCUCUGAACGAUCCAUCAAACUAUCAACCCCUGAUGCUCUUGCAUCCCAGGAGAUGAGCCAAGAAAUGAGGGAUGGCAAAGGUGUGACACAAAAUGCCUUAACUGUGACCUCUCCAUUGCCCAGGAGCUCUCCAUCCCCAAGCAGAACCAAGUCAUCCAAAACUGAAGAUAAGCAGACUAAUAGCAGGACAUCAAGUGGGAUGUCAGUCAACUCUAAAAUAUCGCAAAGAUCCAGUAAAUGUCAUUGUCACACUUCUACACAUAGUCAAAAAGAGGAUGUCAAAGAUGAAUCUAAGGAGAGAGAUGUGAGGAGAAUGUUAGGAAAAUCACAGCUUGACAAUCACAAAAAAAUACAUUUGGAUGAACCUUUGAGCCCAACUUCAACAGCAUCUUUAUCUCUCGGCCUACCUGAAGAACACAAGUGUGAUGACCUUGAAGAACAAUGCACCAGUGAUAUGUCAAUCAUCACAGAGAUUGCUGGGUGUAAGUUGGUGGUUGUAAAUGCCGUGGAUAUUGAGGAAAAGCCAAUGACGGCAGUAUCUGUGAGCCCUACAAUAUCAGAAAAGUCUCAUCGCAAGACUCCUCUGCAAACACUCUCACCUGUCUCAGCUGCAAGAGUCAGGUCAGCGGAUCCAAAGACAAGACAAGGAACCCAGUUUAAUGGCAACAACAUCAGAGCCUCUUCUCUGAGUCCUCUGUCAGUGUCAUCGUCACAUAGCAGGGGAAGUGAAAAAAACAUGGCUAUGAAAGGACGUGAGCGAAGCACUAGCCAAGCGGAAAUGACUGACAUGGACAAUGCAUCCAACAACGUACCUUCACACCAUCACAAAAAUGAAACUAUGCCAGCAAGCCGUUGUUUAACAUCCUCAAGGGCUUCUGAACAUUCAGAGAUGUCCAAAAACAACCAAACUACUAAAAAGACUGAAAAGAGAUCCAAGCGUUCCUCAGAUUGUGAUGGAGACAAAACAUCUCAGUCAGACAAGACAUUGGUAAAAGAAGACGCAUCCAGACCAAAUUCAGUGGAGAUGUCCAAUGUUUUCCAAAAGUGUGGAGGUCUGCCACAAGAAAUACGAAACAAACAUAAAUCAUCAGACUCGAGCGAUAGCAUUUCAUCACAAGCCGUUUCAGCAGCAGAUCUGUUACGAGAGAUAGUUGCCACUGCAAAUCCAACAAGUAGAGGAUCAAAGUCAGUCGCCUCCAGCAAAAAUGUCAAGAAAUGCUGUCGUAAAAAACACAGGGAAGACAGCAACACAUCAGAGCACAACAAUGAGGAACAGUUUACUAUCAUGCCAUCUUGUUUACCAAACGCUUCUCCUACAGAAGUUGUCAAUGACUGGCUUAGAAACAAUCCUAUUGAUGGGCCUGCUUAUGAAAUGGAUGUCGAAUUCACAGAAAAUGUUACUGAGACUCAAGGUGAAGAGGAAGUUUCAAGGGACAAGAGUAAGGAAACAGAAAGCGUAACUGAGGUCGAAGAACCUCAUGAGGAGGAAAUCAAGGAUCAAGCAGGUCAGCUGGAGAACAGUGUUGAGGCACAGUUGUGUAAUAAAAAACCACUAGCUGAAUUAAGCCAACUGGAUUCCAGUCCUCAAACAUUAACCAAAAAACAGUGUGUAGGAAAACAGCUUCAUUCUGUUCAGGUCAUGAAAGUUUUACUGAGUCCAAAACUAAACAGAUGCAGUAGUUUACCUGAGGUCUCCCCUGUGCAUGGCAGAAGAUUAAGCCAGUCAGCCCAGGGGCUUCUUGACUGCCUUGCAAAUUUACAAUUGAUUGAGUUAGAUUCUAAAAAUGAUAGACAUCCGAAAUAUAAUGAAGUCAUGAUGAUCCUACAGUCGCUAUGGCUAAAAGAGCCUUCUGAGGAUGAGCUGAAUAAGCAAACCGAGAAAGAUCAGUCAGGAGAAGACGAAUUGAACCUGCAGUCUUCAUCUGGGGUAGAUGUUAGCAGCGGCUCUACGGGAUCUGUUAAGGGCAUAGUAGAAAAAUCAGAGAUGGCGCAAAGUACAAUAUCACCAUUAUUUGAGGCCUUAAAACAAGACAAAGAUGAGGUUUUAAUGGAAGAUGAAAAAACAUCUACAGCUGCCCCAUGUGAAGGUUUAGAUGCCUUUAAAGUCCUCUCGGAUCCGAUAACUCCAGGUAUCGCAGAGCGAGUUCAGGGCAGUCCAGUGAAUAAAGACAUAGAUGAUACCCAGGAAAAUACUGCCACUAAAGUAGAUGUUGUUCAAAGAACUGAGAAUACAAAUGAAUCAAAUCAAACACAACAGGAGUCCUCUAACAAAAGCUCAGGAAAAGAAAGCGACGUGAUGAAAUCUUCAGAAAAAACAAGCUCGGGAACUCCACCAUCAGUUCAGAGAGCUCCACUUACUAAAAGAAUUUCACAAGACCCGGAUCCUGUUUGGGUGCUGAGCUUAUUGAAGAAACUAGAAAAACAGUUCAUGUUACAUUAUGCAGACGCAAUGGCCGAGUUCAGAGUAAAGUGGGAUUUGGACGACAACGAGAUGCUUAACAAAAUGAUCGGUGAACUGAAAGCGGAGGUACAUAAACGGAUUCAAUCGAGUAUUAACCGAGAACUCCAAAAACUCCAAGGUAGAGCCGGCAGGGGUCCGAGACCACCAGGACAAGUUUUGUCUAGAGAGUCUACUGUGCUAACCCAACAGAGGCGCAAACGUCUUCGGGUGAUGCGCAACAAAUCUAUCACUUUGAGCGAGGACAACUACACAGCGUCUGGCACAGAAUAUAGCGAUCAGCGCAGCGAUGAUGAAUACUGCCCGUGUGAUGCUUGUAUGAAAAAGAAAAUGGUGUCCAGAGAGGUCCAGCGGUCUGAGGCUUUGAGCUUGGCCCCUGUUAUGAUGGAAUUCGAUCUGCGAAAAAUACUACAAAUGAAAAAGGAUCCGGCCAGACCCACCGAACAGAAGGUGAAAGAUCAAACCACUGCCAACAGGAUCUGCACAGGUGAUAAAGACUUAAAGGUGCUUCGUGAAGAAGUGGAAGAAGUGACUAUCGGCCAUAGGAAUAAGGUUCAAGAUCUAGGAGUUGAGAAAGAAGACAACAUGGAGGCCAGUGACAAAGAUAACCAAGAUGUUCUUAGAGACCAAAAGACAAAAGAUGAAGAGGAUGGAUGUUGUGGUGAAGCUUAUGAUGAAAAAGAGGAUGGGAAAGAUACAAAUGGAGAACCUGGGAAUAAAGACGUUGAUGAGGAAGCAAAAUUUGAUGGAGAAUCCUUAACAGAAGAGGAUGAUGAGAAGAAAGAUUGAGACAUUGCUAUGGUUGGAGAUGUGGAAAUGAUACUGCAGGGGAUGAGGAAAAAGAAAACAUUGAGGCAGACAUUUCGAAAGUCAAGUAGAUAGCGUAGUGAUCUCUAAACAGCCAUCAGACAGAGUGUUGAGUUUCGUGGACACCAUAAGGACAUUGGCAAUGGACUGACUGAAUUGCAGAUCUCACCUAGGAUUAUAAACAGGACCUUUAAACAAAAGAAACUGAAGGGGGGUGAUAUUAUGAUGAUAUCUCAUUUAUAAUCUCUCACGAUUACUUAUGGUUUUUUUGACUGGAUUAUGAAUGUUUGAAAUGGUGAGUCUGACUGCUACAAAGAAAACUUUACAGAAGAUUUUAAAGACAAACCUUUGAAAGAUAUUUAUAGGUAAUUGUAUGUUCUUUCUUUGUUAAUGUCUUAAAGGUAUUGUUUUAUUGAAACUCGCCACAAAUACUGGAUUUUUAUUGACAAUUGAAAUAUUUGAACUUGCAGUAUGGAUUGAAAUACAAAGAAGACAAUACUGUACAUCAUUCAUACAUUAUUCUCAGGGUGCUGAAUGAUAUUAUACAGGGUAUGCAGUAUAAAAAUAGUCCUACUAGUUUAUACGCUAAAGAUGGCUUAUUAUGUUAUGAAUUAUGUUACGAAAAUAAAAUAUGUAAUGAUAAUAAGAUAUUUUAAUAAUAAGCUAUAUUUAUAUGAGAUUCUUGGAUCAGUGAAAUCAGCAGCAACAUGAAAGCCUUUUCCCAUAACUGUAUAUUCCAAAUGGACUUUUAUUGAAGGGGACAUUUCACAAGAAUUUUUUAAGAUGUAAAAUAAAUAUUUGAUAUCUCCAGAGUAGUUUAAGUCAAAAUACACCACAGAUAAUUUAUUAUAGCAUGUUAAAAUUGCCACUUUGUAGGCGUGAGCAAAUAUGUGGCGGGUUUUGGGUGUGUCCUUUAAUAUGCAAAUGUGCUGAUGAAAUGCAAACACUGAUCGGAUUGUGGUUUGUUGAAAUUGAAACUAAAUUGUGCUGUCAAAUUGUGCUCUCUCUCUCUCUCUCUCCCUCUCAACUAAAUGGUUGGAUAAAUGCAGAUUAAGGUGUGGUAUUGUUAUAAUAAAAUCCCCUUCUGACAUCACAAAGGGAGCCAAAUUUCAAUGACCUAUUUUUUACAUGCUUGCAGAUAAUGUUUACCAGAACUAAGUUAAUGGGUUGUUGUUGUUGUUGUUUUUUUACAUUUUCUAGUUUGAAACAAGCACUGUAGACCCAAUUAUAGCACUUAAGCACUUAAGUUAUGUCCCUUUUAAAUCACACAUGUUUGGUUACUGAUAGUAUUUCACAUCUUACAACCUCUUGCUAUGUGUGGUAUUUUAAGCAUCUUUGACCGAUGAUUGUUGUAUGUUGCUAUUUUAUUUGGAAUGAAUAAAUGCUCAACUCUU
Molecule: messenger RNA, 7943 nt
Organism: Paramisgurnus dabryanus
Lineage: Eukaryota; Metazoa; Chordata; Actinopteri; Cypriniformes; Cobitidae
Gene: rp1l1a
Product: rp1 like 1a
Biological process (GO): retina development in camera-type eye; photoreceptor cell development; axoneme assembly
Cellular component (GO): axoneme
Source: RefSeq, a predicted model, not a curated record